CUCCUGAAUGUUCUCCUCUCCAGCCCUGGAAGCAGCACCCAGAGCCAACAGUGUCCUGCAGUGUUCCCCAUGGCCUGCCUGAGCCCCUCACAGCUCCAGAAGUUCCAGGAGGAUGGAUUUCUGGUUCUGGAAGGAUUCUUGUCGGCAGAAGACUGUGUGGCCAUGCAACAGAGGAUUGACGAUAUCGUGGCCAAGAUGGACGUCCCUCUCCACUGCCGCACAGAGUUUUCCACCCAGGAAGAUGAGCAGCUUCGAGCCCAGGGCAGCACAGACUAUUUCUUGAGCAGUGGUGACAAGAUUCGAUUCUUCUUUGAGAAAGGCGUUUUUGAUGAGAAAGGAAAUUUCUUGGUCCCUCCAGAGAAAUCUAUCAACAAAAUUGGCCACGCUCUGCAUGCCCAUGACCCUGUCUUCAAGAGCAUCACACACUCUCCCAAGAUGCAGGCUUUGGUCAGAAGUCUGGGCCUCCAGAUGCCAGUGGUGGUACAGAGCAUGUACAUUUUUAAGCAACCUCACAUUGGAGGUGAAGUGUCUCCUCACCAGGAUGCCACCUUCUUGUACACGGAGCCCCUGGGCCGGGUCCUGGGCAUGUGGAUUGCACUGGAGGAUGCCACACUGGAGAACGGCUGCCUCUGGUUCAUUCCUGGCUCCCAUAUCAGUGGAAUAUCAAGAAGAAUGAUCCGGGCCCCUCUGGGCUCAGGGCCUGGCACCAGCUUCCUUGGGUCAGAGCCCUGCUGGGAUAACAGCCUCUUUGUGCCCAUGCCAGUGCGGAGAGGGGCCCUAGUCCUGAUCCAUGGAGAAGUAGUGCACAAGAGUGAGCAGAACCUCUCGGACCGCUCACGCCAGGCCUACACUUUCCACCUCAUGGAGGCUGCUGGCACCGUCUGGAGCCCGGAGAACUGGCUCCAGCCGACAGCUGACCUACCCUUCCCAUCACUUUACACCUAAAAGCCCUGGCAGUGCUGGGGUCGUCUCUCUCAGGGUAAAGCUGUGGCCUCCAGCCACCAACCAAAGUCACAUCUUCCUGCCUGGGAUUUCUUUUCUGGUGGUGUCUGUGCCCCUCUGUCCAGCUGAUAGGCAGUCAAGAGGCACAAGUGACAAGGCGUUGGCCCAGGCUUAUUGAAGGGCUUCCCAAAAUCUCUGUCUCUCUGCCACCUUACUGCCCCAACCGGGCCUCCUUCUGAAGUGACUUCUCAGCCAUGAAAGGAUUCUGUGAGACUCAGUCUCCUCUCUAGGGCAAGUGAUCAUUACUGUAGAAGACACUGAAUAAAAAUGACUUUUGAAGACA
Nannospalax galili (Upper Galilee mountains blind mole rat) is the source of this 1285-nucleotide messenger RNA. It is a transcript of the gene Phyhd1, whose product is annotated as phytanoyl-CoA dioxygenase domain containing 1. The coding region runs from base 70 to 945 and encodes 291 amino acids. The record is from RefSeq and is a predicted model, not a curated record. NCBI's taxonomy places the organism in Eukaryota, Metazoa, Chordata, Mammalia, Rodentia, Spalacidae. The transcript is spliced from 11 exons.